Messenger RNA from Tricharina praecox, 734 nucleotides. RefSeq lists its product as uncharacterized. The record is from RefSeq and is a predicted model, not a curated record. NCBI's taxonomy places the organism in Eukaryota, Fungi, Ascomycota, Pezizomycetes, Pezizales, Pyronemataceae. The coding region runs from base 130 to 663 and encodes 177 amino acids. The transcript has a single exon.
CGAACGAAACACACAAUUUGCCGCAAAGACGGACAGCGGAAUUGCCGAUUGGAGGGGUAUUAAGGGUCUUUGGGAUCGGAUGCGGUCUGGUCCCGCUUCUGUCGCCGUGUCUGUGGCUUCGUCGGCAAAAUGAGCCCGGAUGAACAGGACAGAGCAACUCGGCGAAGAGGAAUGGGGAAUAGAGGAUGGAUGGGAGGAGUGCAACGGGGUAGAUGGAUCGAAGGGAGUCGAGUCUAUCGUCUCUUCACGUCCCUCCUUCGGCUUCUGCUGCUUCUUCUUCUUCUUCGUCUUCUCCGAUUGUCUAUACGCACGAUGACGGUGACAGAGGGAGAGAGCAAGGGAGUGGAAGAGCCGCCACUUCAGAAGCCGGCUGACCGUCGUCACUGUGGCAACGACCUGGGUCUGCGAGAAGGAACGGGAGUGGAAGAGUGGGGAGGGGGGAGGGGGGCACGAUGGAAAGGGGAAAAGCGAAGGAGCGAUGAUCUCUCUCAAGCAGUUCGUGUCGCUCGACUCUGUCGAUCACGGCCCUGUCUUUUUAGAUACCUCUGCUCUGCUUCUUCUUCUCCCCCCUCCGUUCUCGGAGGUCUCUUCUGGUUUGACCAGGUAGAGGAAACCUAUCGCCACGCAGAGAACACUGCCAAACUUCAAAGGUUCUUACAAUAAAAAGGAAAAUCCAAAUCUCCCGUGCAGCAAAAACAAGUGGAUGAUGAUGAUGGGAAGAAGCGCGGCAGGAG